Messenger RNA from Menidia menidia (Atlantic silverside), 669 nucleotides. NCBI's taxonomy places the organism in Eukaryota, Metazoa, Chordata, Actinopteri, Atheriniformes, Atherinopsidae. The record is from the annotation of a GenBank genome assembly.
AUGGGGUUCUGGCAGGCCGGCCGGGUGUGGGGCCCCUACGCCGCAGUGUUGGGGAUCUUCCUGCUCCUGGGCGGGAGCCUGGAGUGCUCCUGCCGGCCGCAGCAGCUGGGCUGCUACCUGCACCUGCUGCUGCCCGCCGCCGCCGCCGCGCUGCUGCUACUGGCCACCGACCAGUGCUUCCAGCGGCUGGUCAGGCACCUGCUGUCGGCCGACCGCCGGCACGCCGGCAGCUUCCUGCGCUCCUGCGGGGGCCGCGUGCUGAGGGCGGCGGGCGUGGGCCUGCUGUGGCUGGUGUGCGUGCUGGUCGACGGCGACUGGUACGUCUGCUGCAUGAACGACCACUCAGAGCAGCAGGAGAAGCUGGCCUGCACCUCCGCCGGCUGGAAGAGCCCCUCCAGAGCAGAGAGGCAGCACCUGUUCCACCAGCAGCUUCUGGAGCAGGAGGAGCUAGCUCUGAGGGAAACUCUGGGGAAACUGGCCCGGCAGCGGCUGGCAGAGGAGUUCCAGCUGCAGAUGGGAGGCGGGCGCUGGGAGCAGUGUUUCGACGUGGCCGAGCGGCUGGUCAAGGCGGCCGUGCAGCCGGCGGCCUCCCGGGGAGGAGGAGCCUCUGAGGGGGAGGAGCUGCCGCCGCCAGGCCCAGCAGACGCUGCUCUGUUGGGCUCUGAAUGA